AUGCGAUACACAUCAGUAUUGAUAGUGUUGUCAUUGUUCCUUCAUAUGCUCACACCGUCAUUGUUGGCAAGCAUUAUUGGCGCUACUCAUCUUGAACAAUGCACACAGAGUGGUGAUCCAGAUGUACCAGGAGGAUGCAAGACCAUGAUGGUUGUUGAACUCACGAUUGAGAGUGGAAAGUCCACUGAAAGCGUGACAUUCAAAAAUGUGACAUUACUCAACAAAAGCACAGGUCAAAGUAUGACUGUGAUGAGCGAUGUCUCUUUGUCAUUGAGCAAGAUACAGGCCAGUCUGCAGGGUUCAUUGGUCUACUGGUCCAACUUCCCUUCUGGUUUGGAUGAGUACACCAUCUUCGGCACCGACUAUUUAGUCACGGACUCAUGUCGCGACCGUCCAGAUGUACACACUUGUCCCACAGUGAUCGAUCUGGACACUGGCAAGCAGGUGCCAUACAGCGAGGGAACAUGCUGCAGCUGUGGACUAAUGCCAACUUUUGGCUACACACAACGUUCACGCGCCAACCUCAAGUGCGACCUCUUUGGCAGUCAGUCCGCCGCCGCCAACUGCAUGCGCAUGAGUCAACUUCAGUACCAAGCCUACAAGAUCGAGCCACCCAUUGUAUUCUAUACCAUCACUGUCACAAUGAACUACACCGAUGUCAAUGGCUACAAGGUAUCCAACGAGUAUAUCAUCUCGCCAAGCAACCCAGUCAUCUCUGCCGAGGGUAUUGUCAUCAAGCUCGAAGGUGACUUUUCCCCACCCCAAGUGUACAGGACGUUUGAGAGCAGCAUCUUUGUUGUUCCAGACCCCAAAACCGACCCCAGCAACCCACGCCACAGCAUGCCAAUGGCCACCUCCAGCUUGGUACUCCCCAAUGGAUACUUUACCUCGUCCUCCUCAGUUUGUAGUAAGAUUGGCACUGGCUACAAGGCCUACUACACACAGCCCAACUUCUGUAUGGCCGAGGCUGGGUCAUGUAUAGACGGACAAAUCGACGACUACUGGAAAGAGGACAUGGCAAAGAAGGACGCGAGCAAGGCCACCCAGUACUUGCUGUCAACUUUCAAUCCCGACUCCAAGUUGAUAAACGCCAAUGGAAACCUAAUGUUGAACAUACCCAUCACUACCAUCCAUAAUUCAUUUUUGACGAUCAAGGCCGCUACAGACGGCCUCACACUCUACAUCAAUCAAAGUCCCGGCAAGAUUCUCGAAGGAACUGGCCUCGAAACAUUUGGGGCCAUGUCCAAUGAUGGCAUACUCAAGGUGGUGGCGACCAACAAUGGAACACUCAUAUCCCGGUACUAUGUCUUUGCGGAUGAUUGCUCUCCAGGCAUCACCCCGAUGCCCGCGCAGGUGUUCACAAUGGAUCCCAGUGAGAUCAAAGUCUUGACGUUCAAGGUUCACACAAAGUCCACCGACCUAUCCCAGUACCAUUGCAAGGUUAGUUUAACCGGAGAUGAUGGUAGAGUUUUAGACUGGAGGAUUGUCUACUUCAACACGACGGCAACCAUCAUCAAAAGCAACAACUACACCGAUCCCUACGAUCCAAAGGUAAUCGAUACCACCUCCAAACAGUCAUGCUCAGAUGUCUGUACAAAUGACAAGUAA
This is a messenger RNA of Acytostelium subglobosum LB1, 1608 nucleotides long. RefSeq lists its product as hypothetical. NCBI's taxonomy places the organism in Eukaryota, Evosea, Eumycetozoa, Acytosteliales, Acytosteliaceae. The record is from RefSeq and is a predicted model, not a curated record. The transcript is spliced from 2 exons. The coding region runs from base 1 to 1608 and encodes 535 amino acids.